Messenger RNA from Effrenium voratum, 480 nucleotides. The record is from the annotation of a GenBank genome assembly. NCBI's taxonomy places the organism in Eukaryota, Dinophyceae, Suessiales, Symbiodiniaceae.
AUGGGGCGAUCUUGGCUUGCAGAUUGCCAGGAGCCGGGCUUCACUGGGCUCCUUCGGCGGGAGGUUGCGCUUAUUUGGAGCCUUGCCGAUUCCAAGUCACAGCCGUCCAUGUCUGUGUGCGCUUGCAGCAUCUGCAGUCGCCAGCUCAUAUCAGCCAGAGCCAUGUGGUUGUUCCAUGCCACGUGCGCACGCAUUUCGGAGCCCGCAGAAUUACCGAGCUGGGGUCACGUUGGCUCGAUAAACACUAGCUCAAUUGUGAGUCCAAUGAGUGCCCUUGCAGAUGGGGCAAUCUUGGCUUGCAGGUUGUCAGAAGGCGAGGCUUCGCUGGGCUUGAAGCAGCCUUGCAGUUUGCUGGCUUCUUUGGCCUUGCAGAGCGGCUGCGCUUAUUUGGAGCCAUGCCGACUCCAAGUCUUGCAGUUGCAAGCUCAUAUAAGCCAGAGCCAUGUGAGCAGCGAUCAAGCUUGCCACGGGGAAACUUAG